AUGAGCAGUGAAAAGCAGGGAUAUGGCAAAAACGACCGUCGCUCUGCACUUCGCAUCCUAGGGCAUCCAAACACACUAAAGCAGGAAGGAUCUAGCACUAGCCUCCCCUCGCCAGACAAAGAGGCUACGCGCCGAUUCUCGUUAACGGAUCCGUUCUUCAACCAUGGAAGAAGUAUAAUCAAGCCUUACCAAAACGGCCACCGGUCGGCGUCAACUAAGCUCUGCAGGUUCUCAUGCCUCGUCCGAAAGGAAGGGGGCCGUGCCGUGCUAAGGGGAGGAUCGUGGAAGGUUGGUAGGAGCACCCUGAGGCCGACAGUGGAUCCUAAAGAAUACCGUGCGCGGUGCUCAGGUCCUGGAGGAAAAGCAUCAGAAUUCAGAAUAUUUGUGCCAAGUGGCAGCGGGAUUCGCACAGCGGCCGACCAUCUCAGACUUGCGCCUGAAAAGGAAAAUGAGACCCACGAGAGCCGCGGAAGCAUCUCUCCCCGGCGGUCCGCAAUUGUUGCUACCACGGUCGAUGCAUGGACCAGGUUCAGGCCAAGAUGUCAAGGAAGACGCGAAGCUGGACCGAAAAAGGACAGUUCUACUAUGAUCGUAGCGGUGUCGAUGAACCUUCUCUUCCGCCUCGAAGCUCAGAACGCCAGGAGGUGCCGCGCAAAGAAACACGGAAUUGCGGGUGGUGGAGCCGAUUCGGGGCAGUAUAUACGAGGGUACGAGACAUCAGGCUCAGAGACAUCGAUGAAGCGUCUUACUGGAUGCCACCCACCUGGCAGUUGGCCAUCUCUUCGGACUGGACCUGCUGUUCACAAUGCCCCCGCUGUAUCUGAACCCAUGAACAAGUGCACCCCGCAACAGGGGCUGGGGGGCUUUAAGAGAAGGGGUGUCUCGAGUCGUUAA
This is a messenger RNA of Aspergillus welwitschiae, 894 nucleotides long. RefSeq lists its product as uncharacterized. The record is from RefSeq and is a predicted model, not a curated record. NCBI's taxonomy places the organism in Eukaryota, Fungi, Ascomycota, Eurotiomycetes, Eurotiales, Aspergillaceae. The transcript has 10 exons. The coding region runs from base 1 to 894 and encodes 297 amino acids.